CAAAAAAUUGAACCAAGCAGAGAAUUCACCUUCUAAAACUUCUUUGGAAUAAACCCAAACCUAACUCUGCUACGAGUACCGUGCAGCCACAGCUAGCUAGCUAGCUAGUUGUAUGGACUUCAAUGAAGCAAAAUAAAAAAGCUUCAUAAAUAAAUACAGCCACAACCAACUCCUUUUCACUUACACAAUUCAACUUAUACGUACAGCCAAUUAAAACGCAAUCCACCAGACAAUUGCCUUAUAAAUAGGCUGCUUGGCGAAAAACAGCAAAUUUGUAGUGUUCAGUCUGAAAAGCAAAUUCAUACUACCCAAAGUACAAAUAGCUAUAAAUCAAAUCAAACAUAAACUCUUUUCUUUUCUUUCUUCCUCAUUUACCGAUAGUACAUAUCAUCACAGCGAAAUUUGCUUCUGGAAUCAUCAAAAAGUCUAUACCCAAAUUCCCAAAUUUGAAUUUUCAGAACACGACUCUGUUUUUCCUUUCCUUUCUCUUCUCUUUCCUUCCAAUGCAUUUCUAUAUAUCUUGUAGAAUCUAACUUUCUUUCCUCUGUUAUACCAAAAUCCCUUGAAAUUUUUUCCAGCUUCUUAAAUUCCAUCCGUGUUUUUUCCUUUCUUUUUCAUAAUGGGAAGUGACAAAAUGAAGACAACUGUGAAGGAAACGACAAUGGUUCGUCCUGCAGAACCAACUCCAUUAAAGAGGCUGUGGAACUCGAAUCUGGAUCUGUUGGUGGCCAGGAUUCAUAUCCUGACUGUCUACUUCUACAAGCCAAAUGGGUCAUCGAAUUUCUUUGAUGGGCCAGUUUUGAAACAGGCGUUGAGCAAUGUUCUUGUUUCGUUUUAUCCCAUGGCUGGCAGAUUGGGGAGGGAUGAAGAAGGGAGGAUUGAGAUUGAUUGUAAUGGUGAAGGCGUGCUUUACGUCGACGCCGAAACCGAUUCGAGUCUCGAUGAUUUCGGUGAUUUUACUCCCAGUCCGGAGCUCAGGAAGCUGUUUGUUCCGGCGAUUGAUUACUCUGGAGACAUUUCUUCGUAUCCCCUUGCCAUGUUCCAGGUAACCCGAUUCAAAUGUGGUGGAGUAGCACUUGGAACCGGUGUGCAUCACAAUUUAUCGGAUGGCCUUUCAUCUCUUCACUUCAUCAACACAUGGUCGGACAUAGCUCGCGGACUCUCCAUCGCCGUCCCUCCUUUCAUCGACCGGACUCUCCUCCGUGCUCGGGAUCCCCCGAAACCCGUAUUCGAGCACGUCGAAUACCAUCUCCCUCCAACACUAAAACCCGAAUCCGGUGGAACCAAAGUACCAAAGUCGGGCCUGAAAACCAGUACCACUUCAAUACUAAGAAUCAACCCUGAACAACUCACCCGACUAAAAGCCAAAUCCAACAACGAGGGCAGCACGUACGAGAUUUUAGCGGCACAUCUAUGGCGUACCACGUGCCGGGCACGUGGACUCGACGACGAUCAAUCCACAAAGUUGUACGUUGCGACAGAUGGAAGGUCCAGGUUAAGCCCUCCCCUGCCUCCGGGCUACUUAGGCAAUGUGGUAUUCACAUCCACCCCGAUAGCCGAAUCGAGCGAGCUUCAAUCCGAGCCGUUGGCGAAUUCCGCGAAAAGGAUACACAAUGCAUUGGCAAGAAUGGAUGACGAGUAUUUGAGAUCAGCUCUGGAUUACCUUGAAAUCCAGCCUGAUUUGUCAGCAUUGGUCAGGGGACCUCAAUAUUUUGCAAGUCCUAAUCUCAACAUUAAUAGUUGGACCCGGUUGCCCGUUUACGAUGCGGAUUUCGGGUGGGGAAGACCCAUCCAUAUGGGUCCUGCGAGCAUUCUGUAUGAGGGUACCAUUUACAUUCUCCCAAGUCCAAACAAUAAAGAUAGGAGCUUGUCAUUAGCUGUGUGCUUAGAUGCGGAUCACAUGCCACUCUUCCAGAAAUACUUGUACGAUUUCUGAAUAAGAUUGGUCUGGAGUCACAUUGUGAUAUGAUUCAGACUUGUAAUUCUUUCUUCUUUUUUCGAUGGUUGAUUUCUUACAUUUUGCUUGGAUGAUGUUCUUUCUAUUCAUGAUGAUGUGAUGACUAGAUAGUUGUCAUUUGUCCACCCAAGUAGUGUUCAAAUAGAUUGUUGGUUUGCAAUAAUGCCAAAUGGAAUGUCGUUAUAAGAUAAAGUUUCUUCCUCAAUAUUAUUACUCUGAUAACUUAUGUGUAGCAAUCAUAUAUUAAUCGU
Molecule: messenger RNA, 2208 nt
Organism: Oldenlandia corymbosa var. corymbosa
Lineage: Eukaryota; Viridiplantae; Streptophyta; Magnoliopsida; Gentianales; Rubiaceae
Source: the annotation of a GenBank genome assembly